AUGCCCAAGAAGACAGUAUCAGACCAAGGAAGGGUUUUCAACAAUAAAUUCCUGAAGGCACUGUACCAAUGCCUAGGGAUAGACCCCCACUUCUCCUUGGCAUACCAUCCGCAAAGCAAUGGGCAGACAGAGCAUGUAAACCCCACAAUUGAACACUUCCUACGGGCUUACUCAGGGAUCAACCAGAAAGACUGGGUUAAAUGGUUACCAAUGGCGGAAUUUGCUUACAACAAUGCAGUCCACAGCACAACAGGCAAAUCUCCUUUCAAGGCACUAUACAGAUGGGAACCAGCCCUUACCCCUAGUAAUGUCCCAACCAACAUACCUGAAGCAGACAAAUUGGCAACCCAAAUGGAAGCUCAAUGGCAGGAAAUAGAAGCAGUGUUCCAGCAAUCAAAAACAUGCAUGACAGCUGGAGAAACAGGAGAACCCAUCAACUUUGAAAUUGGGGAGGAGGCCUGGCUAGACGCCAAGAAUGUGAAGCUAAAGACCCUGAGUCCUAAGCUAACUGAACAACGCUUAGGCCCCUUCAAGAUAACCAAAAAAAUCUCCAACUGCGCAUACUGCUUAGAACUCCCACCUUCCAUGAGGAUUCACAACGUAUUCUACGUGGGACUACUGUCUAAAGUCAAAAAAGACAAAAACUGUGCCUUUGAAAACCAACCACCACCUGUAACUGUGGACAGAGAGAAAGAAUACAAGGUAGAGGGCAUAACAGACGUAGAAGAAUGCAAUGGAAAUUGGUUCUUCAGAGUCAAAUGGAAAGGGUAUGGGUCAGAAGAAAACACAUGGGAACCCCAGGAAAACCUGAAGAAUGCAGGGAAGAUUUUGAAAAAAUACAAGGAAGAAAUGAGAAAGAAGACCCUUGGCGCUGCCAAGGCGCUUAAAGGGGGGGCAGUGUUGUAG
Messenger RNA from Rhizoctonia solani, 906 nucleotides. RefSeq lists its product as uncharacterized. Bases 1 to 906 code for a protein of 301 amino acids. Gene Ontology annotation, biological process: DNA integration. The record is from RefSeq and is a predicted model, not a curated record. The transcript has a single exon. NCBI's taxonomy places the organism in Eukaryota, Fungi, Basidiomycota, Agaricomycetes, Cantharellales, Ceratobasidiaceae. Gene Ontology annotation, molecular function: nucleic acid binding.